Messenger RNA from Setaria italica (foxtail millet), 1440 nucleotides. RefSeq names its product heavy metal-associated isoprenylated plant protein 33-like. Bases 1 to 1440 code for a protein of 479 amino acids. The transcript has 3 exons. NCBI's taxonomy places the organism in Eukaryota, Viridiplantae, Streptophyta, Magnoliopsida, Poales, Poaceae. Gene Ontology annotation, molecular function: metal ion binding. The record is from RefSeq and is a predicted model, not a curated record.
AUGAUCAAGGAGGACAUCCUCAAGGUGCAGACCUGCGUGCUGAAAGUGAACAUGCACUGUCCUGGAUGCGAGAAGCAGGUCAAGAAGAUCAUCCACAAGAUUGACGGUGUUUUUCAAAGCAGUGUAGACAAGGACCAGGGGAAGGUGACGGUGUCCGGUCUGAUGGAUCCGUACACCGUGAUCAAGAAGCUGAACAAGGCCCACAAGCGCGCGCAGCUGUGGGGCCCCAAUCCUGGAGUGGCAAGCGAGGUCCAAAAGCUCCAGCUUGGCAAUGGCGGCAAGGGCCAGCCCAAGGGUGGAGAGGCUGCUGCAAGCGGCAGCGGCGGAGGCGGAGAUGGCGCGAAAGAUGAAGAGAUGGUGAUGCCGCCGCCGCCGCCGCCCCAGCAGCAUCCUCAGCAACUGCAAACGGAGAUGGAGAUGAAGGGGGUGAAGCUUCCUCCUCAGCUGAUGGGCAUGGGCGGCAAGAUGCCGAUGCCGGCGGCUGCACCGCCGGCGAAGGCCAAGGACCUCAAGGCCGUCAAGUUCGACGUUCCCGAGGGCGAAGAGCCCGCGGACGACGACAGCGACUCGGAUGAUGAGUUCGACGACGACAACGACUUCGAGGAUGACGGCCUCGACGACAAGAUGAUGAUGAUGCAGCCCAUGGCCAUGCCGCCAGCCGCCGGUGGGGGCGACAAGAAGGGCGGCAAUGGUGGCAGGGACAACAAGAUCCCGGUGCAGAUCAAGGGAAACGCCAACAUCGGCGACAAGAUUGCAGAACUCAUCCGAGCGAAGCAGAACCAGGGUGGCGCAGGCGGCAGCGGUAAGAAUGGUGGCGGUGCGCAGGCGCCGCAGAACGGCAAGGGCAGCGCCCCAGGCGGCCGGAACCAGCUGCCAGUGCAGGCCAAGAAGGGCGUCGCUGCCGGUGGCCCGCCCGCCGGCGUGGUCGGCGGCCCGAUGAUGGGCGGCAUGCCGCCGCCGCCGCCGCCUCAGCCGGGCAUGAUGAUGAGGCCGCCUAACAUGAUGGGCGGCGCAGGUUUCCCCGGCAUGGGCCAGACUGGCGGUAGGCCCAUGGGCGGCAUGCCGAUGGGCCACCCCCAAAAUGGUGGCGUUGGCAUGCAGCCGGCGGGAGGUGGCAGUGCCACCGUGCAUGGCAUGACGGCCGGCGGCACGAUGCCGGGGGCUGGUCUCUAUCCCGGCGGUGCUGGUGUCAGCGUUGGUGGCGGCAUGGCGCCUGCACCGGAGAUGAUGCAGGCAGCCUGGAACAACCCCGUGGCUCAGCAGCAGCCACAUAUGAUGAUGAAUGGCGACGGGAACCAUGUCCAUGGCGGCGCCGGCUACCCGCCGAUGGGGUACGGGUACGGGUACGGGUACGGCCGGCCGCCGAUGUACCACCCGCCGCCGCACCCGAAUGACAACAUGUUCAGCGACGAGAACCCCAACAGCUGCUCGGUGAUGUGA